Molecule: messenger RNA, 300 nt
Organism: Penicillium brasilianum
Lineage: Eukaryota; Fungi; Ascomycota; Eurotiomycetes; Eurotiales; Aspergillaceae
Source: the annotation of a GenBank genome assembly
AUGGACGCUUCUCAUGCCCGACCUGUCAAAGACCAUGCGGAGGAUCAGCUCCCAAAUGACCAUCCUCCGAUUGGCAAAACUGCCCCCGAGAAUCAAGACAACCCGCAGACUACGGUCGAUCCACCCUCGGACCCACCUGCUCCCGAAGACCCACAGAGACCUCCCUUGAUGGAUCAGCCGUUUGAGCCUGCUAUGGAAGCUCUCGCGCAGCUCGAACGCGAAGACCCUAAACUUGCGUUUCAAGCCGCAAGAAUCGUCGGACAGUAUCGGCGCUUAGUCAUCUCGGAUUCGAUUGUCUGA